AUGGCUUCGUCUAUUCUUCUCACGAAUGCAACCCUCCUGGUUCCUUCUGGCGAGGCAAACGACUAUGUGGUUGCUCUACGACACCACUCACUGCUCAUUGAAGGUAAUAAAAUCGUCCGGAUUUCGUCGGAAAUUGCCCCCCCAUCACCGCAUACCGAGAUACUGGACUGCACAGGCAAAAUUAUCUCUCCUGGAUUCAUUGACACCCACCAUCACCUCUGGCAAACUCAGCUGAAAGGACGCCAUGCAAAUCACACUCUCAUGGAGUAUAUGUCAACCGCUGCCAACGGUGUGGAAGCCACUGUUGCAUCUGGUAUCCGAUCUAUUUUCUGCUACACGCCCACUAUCAAGCUGAAGGCAUGGAAGCCCGAACUCGUUCCUGCAGACGACAUGCUUGGGAACUGGGUACACAAACAGCUCGAUGAGUUCGCUACCUCGGCCCCAUGGGCAGACGGCCGGGUCCAUCUGGGUCUCGCCUUUGAUGGAUACUCCCUUCCAAAAGAGGUUGUUAUUGGACUGCAUGAGAGGGCCCGCAAAGCCGGCGUUAAGCUUAUUACUGCCCACUGUGUACACGGUUAUUUUAGUGAUGAUUCUCUUGUUGAUAUUAUUGACAGUUAUGGCCUUCUCGGUCCGGAUUUCCUGCUCUCUCAUGCUACGAAUCUCACAGAGGGUGACGUGGAAAAGCUCAGAAAAGCAAAUGCUUGGAUCUCCUCGACUCCAGAUACCGAGCUCCAGAUGGGCAUGGGAAACCCUGUGUGUUUCCGGGAGGGUUGCACCGAUAUUAGCUCGCUGGGAAUCGAUUGCCAUAGUAACAACUCGAGUUCUAUUCCCACACAAAUGCGUGUGGCCCUUCAGUGUGAACGAGCUCGAAGGAACGAUACCACCGUCGCGCAGGGAAAGUAUCUGCGCUCACUAAAUGUAUCUGUCCAAGAUGCUUUCAAACUGGGCACUAUCCAGGGCGCUCGAGCCAUUCACAUGGACAAUAAAGUCGGCUCCAUAACGGCUGGAAAGCUGGCUGACCUUGUCAUUUUUGAUGCUCAAACCCCGGGAAUGAUUUGUGCCAGUGAGGAAGACCCCGUCGCGGCUAUUGUUCUGCACUCUUCGAUCCGGGAUAUUGACACGGUCAUUGUUGAUGGGCGGAUCUGUAAACAGAAUGGAAGGCUAGUUCCUGUGAAUGUCAACACAACCCUUGAAGACGCCGUUAUUGCGAAGCAGAGAGUCGAUUGGGGGGAGGUUGCACAGCAGCUCCUCUCCAGUCGGAGAAGAAUCCAGGCUGCCAUUGAGAAAGCUGGCGCGAAUGACUUUGAACACAUGAUGUCUGGAACGAUGAAGAUGCUCCAGAUUGCUGAAAACAAAUUCGUGUGA
Molecule: messenger RNA, 1365 nt
Organism: Penicillium egyptiacum
Lineage: Eukaryota; Fungi; Ascomycota; Eurotiomycetes; Eurotiales; Aspergillaceae
Source: the annotation of a GenBank genome assembly